Plasmodium vivax (malaria parasite P. vivax) is the source of this 1283-nucleotide messenger RNA. Its product is annotated as cytochrome b5-like Heme/Steroid binding domain containing protein. Lineage: Eukaryota; Apicomplexa; Aconoidasida; Haemosporida; Plasmodiidae. The transcript is spliced from 6 exons. The record is from RefSeq and is a predicted model, not a curated record. Gene Ontology annotation, molecular function: heme binding. Bases 190 to 678 code for a protein of 162 amino acids.
CUGUGUCCUCAGGUUGACAAAAAAAAAUAAAAAAAACACAAAAUUGCAAACCGCAAACCCACAAAAUUGCAAAAUUGCAAAAAUAACGAAACAGAAACACAGCCACUGAAAUAACGGCGUGUAUAUUUACUCGACCCAGAUUUUUUUGAAGCCUUUUUUUUUUUUUCCAAAUUUAAAUAGCACAACAAAAUGCAUAAGAGAAAUAGCGCCUCUCAUUUCAAAUUCCUCCUCUUGACGAUAGCUCUUUUCUUAUCCGGUGCCCACAUGCAAGGUACUACGGACGCAGACAACACGCUGAAGCCAAUAAACGUGGAGAAAUGCACAGAGGAGUCGCCAUGUUCCUUAAGGAAAAAUGUUCAGGGCGCAAACCAAAUGCUAUUCGCAAAUCUAUCGGAGGGAUUUAAAAAUGAAGAAGAACAAGUCGAGGGAGAUGAAAAGGCCAUAAAGACCUUCACCAGGGAAGAGGUGGCAAAACACAACACGAGUAAGGAUGCUUGGGUCAUUUACAAAAAUAAGAUCUACGAAAUUACAUACUACUUGUUGUACCACCCAGGAGGAGAAGACAUCCUUGCAGAACAAGCCGGAAACGACAUCACCGACUACGUAUUUCAGUACCACCCAUGGGUCAACGUAGAAAGGAUCCUAGAACACACCUACAAAGGUGACGUCGCGGAAUAGACCGAGGAGCUGUAACCUCGCCGAGAAAAGACCCCCCCAUCAGUACCUCCAGACCAUAGCAGUAACAUCACCACCACUACACGCGAAAAAUAAAAACAAAAAGAUGGCGAACGGAGAACCCCUCUCCUCACCCAUUCUCAUGCAACACCCAAAAUUGAGGCUUCCCUUUUUAUUGUGCAUUUUUCUCCUGCUCAUAUAGCAAAUCAAGUAUGUACUUAUAUUUGUCCACCCUGUUUUCCCUCGUGGCGGUGACAGUCACAUAGGAGUUUCUGUUUCCGGGGAUGCAGCCACUGACCAGAAUUUCGUUUCGCUCCAAAUUUAAUCCUAACAGCUUCAAAUUGAUCAUCGUGUUGUAUUUGUUCCCGUGCUUGCCAGGCAUUUUCUUCCCCUUGAGCACUCGUCCGAUGUGUGUGGAUGCCCCUAUGGAGCCAGGCUUACGGUGAUGGGAACUUCCGUGCGUCAUGGGGCCUCUGCAGGUGGAACGAGGGGCCACAAUGAGAGAAUGUACCAGCAAAAAGCGUAUGUAUAGAGACACGCUCAACUGAGAGGGGCGCCAACUCCCCUGCCAUCAAAUUUUUUACUCAUUUGUCUCAACGUGAAAUGGC